AUUCACAUUGCGCCUUCUUCCAGUUUAACACCGUGAUCUGAGGUGAGCGCAAGAACGUCCAAAAUAGAGCCUCCGCGUACUAUCAUUGCCAGACUUUAAACAAUUUAUAAUUUCCAAUUAAAUUUUAGGGUGUGUGAUUAAUAAAAACUUAACUAAUAAAAAAAUGUUAAAAUAUUUGAUUAGUGCCAUCGCAUUUGCGAGUAUUUUGGUCUACACAAACGCAGAAUGCGUUAAUUGUGAUUCAAGACAUGAUAUAAAUUGCUUAUACGAUAAUAUGUUGUCAACCAAUUGCACUCCAUGGGAUAAUCAGUGUUUCGUGCGGAUUGAUGAUGAUGGCAGUACCAUUCGUGGAUGUUUAAAUAGUUUGAGUGGACCUGAACAGUUCCAAUGUACCGGACAAAAUUGCAUGUCAUGCACAAAUCUAAGGAUUGGCACAGGCUUCCAUCCAGGCUGCAAUAACGUCAUCUUUCCAGAACAUCGUAUCCGGUGCCAUGUGUGCAAUAGUACAACAAACCUAAGGGAUUGCUUGGGCGAACAAACAUCCCCAGCUACUAUUUGCUCAAGAUUUGUCGAUGGAGAUUCAUGCUUUAUCAUGCGUCGAGGAGACUCUUUUGCACGAGGAUGCGUUAGUGAUGAACCCAUUUGCCUGCAGGAAAAUGCAUGCUACACAUGCAUUGGAGAAGGUUGCAAUUUUGCCAAUGUAACGUCCAUUGAACUCCCCGAAGCACCCAUUGGGGGCAAUUCUGCCAAUACCAUUUCAGCAAUUUCUUUCAUUGCCUUUGCACUCUGUGCCAUUCUUCUUGUGAGGAAUAAUUAAUCAUUUAUUAAAAAAAAGAGAAAUCUUUACAGUGAGGAUUCGUAGAGCAAAGCAGCCAUAUCAGUGUUUUUUUUUUCCUUUUCAAGAUGCAUUUAACAUUCAUUUUAGUAGAACGUUCUCUAGUAGAUUAAUACACGCAUGCAUUGUUUCUAAUUUACAAGAAAAAGCGACAAAUAAAUUAGAACAAAGAAA
Messenger RNA from Lutzomyia longipalpis, 1009 nucleotides. RefSeq lists its product as uncharacterized. Bases 164 to 817 code for a protein of 217 amino acids. Lineage: Eukaryota; Metazoa; Arthropoda; Insecta; Diptera; Psychodidae. The record is from RefSeq and is a predicted model, not a curated record. The transcript is spliced from 4 exons.